Molecule: messenger RNA, 966 nt
Organism: Panicum virgatum (switchgrass)
Lineage: Eukaryota; Viridiplantae; Streptophyta; Magnoliopsida; Poales; Poaceae
Product: signal peptidase complex-like protein DTM1
Exons: 2
Coding region: 273-611 (112 amino acids)
Biological process (GO): anther wall tapetum development
Cellular component (GO): signal peptidase complex; endoplasmic reticulum membrane
Source: RefSeq, a predicted model, not a curated record
CGCCAAGAGCCCCCCCGCAGUCCGCAGAGAGACCAGCAGCACCAAAGCGAGCAGCCAGCCGAGGGCCAGGGGUGAAGGAAACCGAGGCAGGAGGAAGCGGCGGCGGCGGCGGCGGCGGCGGCAGCAGCAGCGCAGGGCGCACGCGCUUCUCGUUUCGUGUCCCCAGGGGGAAGGGUUGAAGGGAAGGGAGAGGAAAGGCGAGAGCCGAAGCUUCGAGAAGGCUCGUUCGGUCGAGGAGGGGAGGAAGGCUGGCGGCCGAGGGCCCGGGCGGCAUGGGGAGGGACGAGCUGCUGCGCCGGAGCCUCGUGGCGCUGGCGGCGGCCGUCGUGGUCACGGGGCUUGCCACGGCGUCGCUGCGGAAGGCGGCGGCCACGUACGGCUUCGGCAUCCUGGCCAUCGCCGGCGUGCUGCUCCCGGACUGGGAGUUCUUCGACCGCGACUUCUCCCAGUGGCUCACCCCCAUGCCCGCUUCCCGCCGCACGGCCGCCGCCGCCGCCGCCGAGCGCGAGCACGACGUAUGGAAAUUCAAGCCAUACCCUCUCAGAAUGGCCAUGCUGACGACGAUAUACGGUUUCGGGCUUUACAAGUGGUGGAUGUACGUAUCUAGCUAGUGGAUGUGGAUCCUUUUCUCUCCCUGGAUCUCUCCCGCAGUAGCGAAGUUCUUUUUUUGGAAGAAACACCAUGACAGUGCCUUCUCAUACCGCAGCCAUUCUUCAUUGUGAUCAGAUCAGCCAGUUGUUAUAUUGCCUGGUUACGCGCUGCUGAUACGAAGAUCUUUCUAAUGGGGGAACUCCCGGCACAAGUUGAUUGUAUGUACUAGCGGGUUUUGUAAUGUGGAAACGACGUCAUUCUUAUUUCUUAGCUGAAAACAUGAAGCUAGGCUUUAUUCCUUCUCCUCUUCGUCACUCUUGCAGCCUGCCUUGAUGAUGCCUCUCUCCAUCAGAAAGAAACUUGAUUUUAUUUGAA